GUGCAGCUUUUGGGAAUUUGUUGGAGAAAAUACUAAAGAAAAGCAAAGAUCAAACACAUUGUAACUAACUAGUCAAAGGGAAGAACAGAGGAAAGGAAAGCAAGAUGCCCGAAGAAGAAGACCAAAAUGAAAGGGUUGACCAACGUGAUCACCGAGAAGUGAUGGCUGGCAAUAUGAAAUUACCAAUGAGAAUUUUGUCGGUCAGAGUACCAAAAGCUGCGAGCUCAGCCAUUGGCAGCCGGAUUCACGGGGGAGGGGUUGGGGACUGUGAAUUUACCAACGAAGUCUUUGUCGGUAAAUUCACCGAGAUGAAUCCUGUUGUAGAUUGAAUUAGUUACAGGUGUGAUCUUUGUCGCUGAUUUGUUUAUUGGUUUGCUUGUUGCCGGAGUGUACUUUGCAGCAUAUUACCGACGAAGGGCACGUGUGUAUCAUGCAAAUUUACCAAGAAAAAUUUUGUCUGUACCUUAAAUAAUAUAAAUUACUCUUAUUUUU
Messenger RNA from Rubroshorea leprosula, 492 nucleotides. Lineage: Eukaryota; Viridiplantae; Streptophyta; Magnoliopsida; Malvales; Dipterocarpaceae. The record is from the annotation of a GenBank genome assembly.